AUGUGGGGAAAGCGCAGAGCUGUCAUUUCAUGUCAAGAGAUCAUUGCCGGAAUUGUCCAAGCUGUCGUAAGUAUGACAACGACCCAAAAAAUCGCCUUGCUAUUUCGUCAGCCACGCACGACUGGUGAACCUGAUAGUUGGAGCGUUGAAUAUGCAAAAUGGAUCUCACUGCUCUUGAAGGAAGGCUUUGUUGCGUCGGAGGAAGGUUUGGAGAUUCGCACAUUUGUAUAUGCUCAAAACCCGAAGGUGUUUUCCGUUUGCAUGGAGUGGAGGCGUAAAUAA
This is a messenger RNA of Plasmopara halstedii, 282 nucleotides long. RefSeq lists its product as uncharacterized. The record is from RefSeq and is a predicted model, not a curated record. The transcript is spliced from 2 exons. Bases 1 to 282 code for a protein of 93 amino acids. Lineage: Eukaryota; Oomycota; Peronosporomycetes; Peronosporales; Peronosporaceae.